This is a messenger RNA of Lytechinus variegatus (green sea urchin), 11348 nucleotides long. RefSeq names its product deleted in malignant brain tumors 1 protein-like. Bases 1 to 10611 code for a protein of 3536 amino acids. The record is from RefSeq and is a predicted model, not a curated record. Gene Ontology annotation, cellular component: membrane. The transcript has 34 exons. Lineage: Eukaryota; Metazoa; Echinodermata; Echinoidea; Temnopleuroida; Toxopneustidae.
AUGCCUCGAUCCAAAAGAUCCAAGAGUUGUGGCCAUUCAGGUAGGGAAACAGCGAAAGAAGAUGACAUUCAAACAAGGGUAGAAGAAGUGCAGGAAGAGACAAUUGAAACAGAAGAAAAGUUCAAUGACGAGCAGAGCCAAGCAUCAAUCCGGCUGGUUGAUGGCACCACGGACUACAAUGGACGGGUUGAAAUCAGUUACUUUGGAGAAUGGGGAACCGUCUGUGACGAUCUCUGGGAUGACACUGAUGCUACAGUAGUGUGUCGGAUCCUUGGUUUGGGUACUAAUGGUAUUGCGUAUCAGAACGCCUACUUUGGGCAGGGUACAGGGAACAUCAUUCUCGACAAUGUCCAGUGUGUGGGAACGGAAACAGACCUCGUGUCUUGUCCUAGUAAUGGACUUUUAAAUCACAAUUGCGGACAUUCUGAAGAUGCAGGAGUACAAUGCUUUAAUGCAACAUCUGAAUCGAUCCGUCUUGUGGGUGGCUCAUCUGAUACUGAAGGUCGAGUGGAAGUCUAUUACAAUGGAGAGUGGGGAACUGUAUGUGAUGAUUUGUGGGAUGACACUGAUGCUGCAGUUGUGUGUCAGAUCCUUGGUCUGGGUGAUUCAGGGACUGCACGAACUAAUGCUGCCUUUGGACAAGGUAGUGGAAGCAUCAUUCUUGACAACGUUCAGUGUGAUGGAACUGAAACAGAUCUCUUUGCUUGUCCUAGUAACGGUCCAAACAAUCACAACUGUGGCCACGGUGAGGAUGCAGGAGUAGAAUGCACCAGCACAACCACAUCUUCACCUGCUGAAACAAUUCGUCUUGUGGGUGGAUCCUCAGAUUCUGAAGGUCGAGUGGAAGUCUAUUACGGUGGAGAGUGGGGAACUGUGUGCGAUGAUUUGUGGGAUGACACUGAUGCUGCAGUUGUGUGUCAGAUCCUUGGUCUGGGUGAUUCAGGGACUGCACAAGCUAAUGCUGCCUUUGGACAAGGUAGUGGAAGCAUCAUUCUUGACAACGUUCAGUGUGAUGGAACUGAAACAGAUCUCUUUGCUUGUCCUAGUAACGGUCCAAACAAUCACAACUGUGGCCACAGUGAGGAUGCAGGAGUAGAAUGCUCCAGCACAACGACAUCUUCACCUACCGAAUCGAUCCGUCUUGUGGAUGGCGCAUCAGAUUCUGAAGGUCGAGUGGAAGUCUAUUACGGUGGAGAGUGGGGAACUGUGUGCGAUGAUUUGUGGGAUGACACUGAUGCUGCAGUUGUGUGUCAGAUCCUUGGUCUGGGUGAUUCAGGGACUGCACGAAGUAAUGCUGCCUUUGGACAAGGUAGUGGAAGCAUCAUUCUUGACAACGUUCAGUGUGAUGGAACUGAAACAGAUCUCUUUGCUUGUCCUAGUAACGGUCCAAACAAUCACAACUGUGGCCACAGUGAGGAUGCAGGAGUGGAAUGCACCAGCACAACGACAUCUUCACCUACCGAAUCGAUCCGUCUUGUGGAUGGCGCAUCAGAUUCUGAAGGUCGAGUGGAAGUCUAUUACGGUGGAGAGUGGGGAACUGUGUGCGAUGAUUUGUGGGAUGACACUGAUGCUGCAGUUGUGUGUCAGAUCCUUGGUCUGGGUGAUUCAGGGACUGCACGAAGUAAUGCUGCCUUUGGACAAGGUAGUGGAAGCAUCAUUCUUGACAACGUUCAGUGUGAUGGAACUGAAACAGAUCUCUUUGCUUGUCCUAGUAACGGUCCAAACAAUCACAACUGUGGCCACAGUGAGGAUGCAGGAGUGGAAUGCACCAGCACAACGACAUCCUCACCUACCGAAUCGAUCCGUCUUGUGGAUGGCGCAUCAGAUUCUGAAGGUCGAGUGGAAGUCUAUUACGGUGGAGAGUGGGGAACUGUGUGCGAUGAUUUGUGGGAUGACACUGAUGCUGCAGUUGUGUGUCAGAUCCUUGGUCUGGGUGAUUCAGGGACUGCACGAACUAAUGCUGCCUUUGGACAAGGAAGUGGAAGCAUCAUUCUUGACAACGUUCAGUGUGAUGGAACUGAAACAGAUCUCUUUGCUUGUCCUAGUAACGGUCCAAACAAUCACAACUGUGGCCACAGUGAGGAUGCAGGAGUAGAAUGCACCAGCACAACGACAUCUUCACCUACCGAAUCGAUCCGUCUUGUGGGUGGAUCCUCAGAUACUGAAGGUCGAGUGGAAGUCUAUUACGGUGGAGAGUGGGGAACUGUGUGCGAUGAUUUGUGGGAUGACACUGAUGCUGCAGUUGUGUGUCAGAUCCUUGGUCUGGGUGAUUCAGGGACUGCACGAACUAAUGCUGCCUUUGGACAAGGAAGUGGAAGCAUCAUUCUUGACAACGUUCAGUGUGAUGGAACUGAAUCAGAUCUCUUUGCUUGUCCUAGUAACGGUCCAAACAAUCACAACUGUGGCCACAGUGAGGAUGCAGGAGUAGAAUGCUCCAGCACAACGACAUCUUCACCUACCGAAUCGAUCCGUCUUGUGGAUGGCGCAUCAGAUUCUGAAGGUCGAGUGGAAGUCUAUUACGGUGGAGAGUGGGGAACUGUGUGCGAUGAUUUGUGGGAUGACACUGAUGCUGCAGUUGUGUGUCAGAUCCUUGGUCUGGGUGAUUCAGGGACUGCACGAAGUAAUGCUGCCUUUGGACAAGGUAGUGGAAGCAUCAUUCUUGACAACGUUCAGUGUGAUGGAACUGAAACAGAUCUCUUUGCUUGUCCCAGUAACGGUCCAAACAAUCACAACUGUGGCCACAGUGAGGAUGCAGGAGUGGAAUGCACCAGCACAACGACAUCUUCACCUACCGAAUCAAUCCGUCUUGUGGGUGGAUCCUCAGAUACUGAAGGUCGAGUGGAAGUCUAUUACGGUGGAGAGUGGGGAACUGUGUGCGAUGAUUUGUGGGAUGACACUGAUGCUGCAGUUGUGUGUCAGAUCCUAGGUCUGGGUGAUUCAGGGACUGCACGAACUAAUGCUGCCUUUGGACAAGGUAGUGGAAGCAUCAUUCUUGACAACGUUCAGUGUGAUGGAACUGAAACAGAUCUCUUUGCUUGUCCUAGUAACGGUCCAAACAAUCACAACUGUGGCCACAGUGAGGAUGCAGGAGUAGAAUGCUCCAGCACAACGACAUCUUCACCUACCGAAUCGAUCCGUCUUGUGGAUGGCGCAUCAGAUUCUGAAGGUCGAGUGGAAGUCUAUUACGGUGGAGAGUGGGGAACUGUGUGCGAUGAUUUGUGGGAUGACACUGAUGCUACAGUUGUGUGUCAGAUCCUUGGUCUGGGUGAUUCAGGGACUGCACGAAGUAAUGCUGCCUUUGGACAAGGUAGUGGAAGCAUCAUUCUUGACAACGUUCAGUGUGAAGGAACUGAAACAGAUCUCUUUGCUUGUCCUAGUAACGGUCCAAACAAUCACAACUGUGGCCACAGUGAGGAUGCAGGAGUGGUUUGCUCCAGCACAACUACAUCUUCACCUACUGAAUUGAUCCGUCUUGUGGGUGGCUCAUCAGAUUCUGAAGGCCGAGUAGAAGUCUAUUACAAUGGAGAGUGGGGAACUGUGUGUGACGAUUACUGGGAUGGCACUGAUGCUACAGUGGUGUGUCAGAUCCUUGGUCUGGGUGAUUCAGGGACUGCGCAAACUAAUGCUGCCUUUGGACAAGGUAGUGGUAGCAUCAUUCUUGACGAUGUUCAUUGUACUGGAACUGAAUUGAGUAUCUUUGACUGUCCUAGUAAUGGCCCAUACAAUCACAACUGUGGCCACAGUGAGGAUGCAGGAGUAGUAUGCUCCAGCACAACAACAUAUCCACCUACCGAAUCGAUCCGUCUUGUGGGUGGCUUAUCAGAUACUGAAGGUCGAGUGGAAGUCUACUACGGUGGAGAGUGGGGAACUGUAUGUGAUGAUUUGUGGGAUGACACUGAUGCUACAGUUGUGUGUCAGAUCCUUGGUCUGGGUGAUUCAGGGAUUGCACGAAGUAAUGCUGCCUUUGGACAAGGUAGUGGAAGCAUCAUUCUUGACAACGUUCAGUGUGAUGGAACUGAAACAGAUCUCUUUGCUUGUCCUAGUAACGGUCCAAACAAUCACAACUGUGUGCACAGUGAAGAUGCGGGAGUAGAAUGCACCAGCACAACUACACCUGCACCUACUGAAUCGAUCCGUCUUGUGAAUGGCGCAUCAAAUUCUGAAGGUCGAGUGGAAGUCUAUUACGGUGGAGAGUGGGGAACUGUAUGUGAUGAUUUGUGGGAUGACACUGAUGCUACAGUUGUGUGUCAAAUUCUUGGUCUGGGUGAUUCAGGGAUUGCUCUUAGUUAUGCUGCCUUUGGAGAAGGUAGUGGAAGCAUCAUUCUUGACAAUGUUGAAUGUGACGGAACUGAAACAGAUCUAUUUGCUUGUCCUAGUAACGGUCCAAACAAUCACAACUGUGGUCACGGUGAAGAUGCAGGAGUUCAAUGCACCAGCGCAACUACAUCUUCACCUACUGAAUCGAUCCGUCUUGUGGAUGGCACAUCAGAUUCUGAAGGUCGAGUGGAAGUCUAUUACGGUGGAGGGUGGGGAACUGUAUGUGAUGAUUUGUGGGAUGACACUGAUGCUACAGUUGUGUGUCAAAUCCUUGGUCUGGGUGAUUCAGGGAUUGCACGAAGUAAUGCUGCCUUUGGAGAAGGUAGUGGAAGCAUCAUUCUUGACAACGUUCAGUGUGAAGGAACUGAAACAGAUCUCUUUGCUUGUCCUAGUAACGGUCCAAACAAUCACAACUGUGUGCACGGUGAAGAUGCGGGAGCACAAUGCACCAGCGCAACUACAUCUGCAUCUACUGAAUCGAUCCGUCUUGUGAAUGGCGCAUCAGAUUCUGAAGGUCGAGUGGAAGUCUAUUACGGUGGAGAGUGGGGAACUGUAUGUGAUGAUUUCUGGGAUGACACUGAUGCUACAGUUGUGUGUCAGAUCCUUGGUCUGGGUGAUACAGGGAUUGCUCUUAGUUAUGCUGCCUUUGGAGAAGGUAGUGGAAGCAUCAUUCUUGACAACGUUCAGUGUGAAGGAACUGAGACAGAUCUCUUUGCUUGUCCUAAUAAUGGACCAAACAUUCACAACUGUGUACAUAAUGAAGAUGCAGGAGUUUCAUGCAGCAACACACUUGAAUUGAUCCGUCUUGUUGAUGGCUCAUCAGAUUCUGAAGGUCGAGUGGAAGUCUAUUACAAUGGAGAGUGGGGAACUGUAUGUGAUGAUUCCUGGGAUGACACUGAUGCUACAGUGGUGUGUCAGGUCCUUGGUCUGGGUGAUUCAGGGACUGCACGAGGUAAUGCUGCCUUUGGAGAAGGUAGUGGAAACAUCAUUCUUGACAACGUUCAGUGUGACGGAACCGAAGCAAAUCUCUUUUCUUGUCCUAAUAAUGGACCAAACAUUCACAACUGUGGCCAUUACGAGGAUGCAGGAGUGGUAUGCUCAAGCACAACGACAUCUUCACCUACUGAAUCGAUCCGUCUUGUGGGUGGCUCAUCAGAUACUGAAGGUCGAGUGGAGGUCUAUUACAAUGGAGAGUGGGGAACUGUAUGUGAUGAUCUUUGGGGUAGCACCGAUGCCACAGUGGUAUGUCAGAUCCUUGGUCUGGGUGAUUCAGGGAUUCCCGUUAGUUUUGCUGCGUUUGGAGAAGGUAGUGGAAGCAUCAUUCUCGACAAUGUUGAGUGUGUCGGAACUGAAACAGAUCUUUUUGCUUGUCCUAGUAACGGUCCAAACAAUCACAACUGUGGUCACAGUGAAGAUGCAGGAGUUCAAUGCACUACUGCAACUACACCUUCACCUACUGAAUCGAUCCGUCUUGUGGGUGGAUCCUCAGAUACUGAAGGUCGAGUGGAAGUCUAUUACGGUGGAGAGUGGGGAACUGUAUGUGAUGAUAUGUGGGAUGACACUGAUGCUACAGUUGUUUGUCAAAUCCUUGGUCUGGGUGAUUCAGGGACUGCCCUUAGUUUUGCUGCCUUUGGAGGAGGUAGUGGAAGCAUCAUUCUUGACAACGUUCAGUGUUAUGGAACUGAAACAGAUCUCUUCGCUUGUCCUAAUAGUGGACCAAACAUUCACAACUGUGUACAUGCUGAAGAUGCAGGAGUUUCAUGCAGCAACACACCUUCUGUGAUCCGUCUUGUGGAUGGCUCAUCAGACACUGAAGGUCGAGUUGAAGUCUAUUACAACGGAGAGUGGGGAACAGUAUGUGACGAUUCCUGGGAUGACACUGAUGCUACAGUGGUCUGUCAGAUCCUUGGUCUGGGUGAUUCAGGGACUGCACAAAGUAAUGCUGCCUUUGGAGAAGGUAGUGGAAGCAUCAUUCUUGACAAUGUUGAGUGUGACGGAACUGAAACAGAUCUCGUUGCUUGUCCUAGUAACGGUCCAUACAAUCACAACUGUGGUCACGAUGAGGAUGCAGGAGUCUUAUGCAGCAGCAACACUGGAUCUAUCCGUCUUGUGGGUGGCUUAUCCGAGACCGAAGGCCGAGUGGAAGUCCAAUACAACGGUGAAUGGGGAACUGUAUGUGAUGAUUUCUGGGAUGACACUGAUGCUACAGUUGUUUGUCAGAUCCUUGAUCUGGGUGAUAUUGGGACUGCUUAUUCUAGUGCCCACUUUGGAGAAGGUAGUGGCAGCAUCAUUCUUAACGAAGUUCAGUGUAACGGAACUGAAGCAGAUCUCUUUGCUUGUCCCCAUAGUGGACCAAAUAUUUAUAACUGUGGUCACUUUGAGGAUGCAGGAGUUUCAUGCAGCAACACACCUUCUGGAUCAAUCCGUCUUGUUGAUGGCUUAUCAGAGACCGAAGGUCGAGUGGAAGUCUAUUACGGUGGAGAGUGGGGAACUGUAUGUGAUGAUUUAUGGGAUGACACUGAUGCUACAGUGGUGUGUCAGAUCCUUGGUCUGGGUGAUUCAGGGACUGCACGAGGUAAUGCUGCCUUUGGAGAAGGUAGUGGAAGCAUCAUUCUUGACGAUGUUGAGUGUGACGGAACUGAAACAAAUCUCUUUGCCUGUCACAGUAACGGCCCAUACAAUCACAACUGUGUGCACGGUGAAGAUGCAGGAGUAGAAUGCACCAGCACAACUACAUCUUCAUCUAUUGGAUUGAUCCGUCUUGUGGGUGGCUCAUCAGAUACUGAAGGUCGAGUGGAAGUCAAUUACGGUGGAGAGUGGGGAACUGUAUGUGAUGAUUUGUGGGAUGACACUGAUGCUACAGUGGUGUGUCAGAUCCUUGGUCUGGGUGAUUCAGGGACUGCUUAUUCUGGUGCCUACUUUGGAGAAGGUAGUGGAAACAUCAUUCUUGACAAUGUUGAGUGUGAUGGGGGUGAAACAGAUCUCUUUGCUUGUCCUAAUAAUGGACCAAACAUUCACAACUGCGGUCACUAUGAGGAUGCAGGAGUUUCAUGCAGCAAUGCACCUUCUGGAUCGAUCCGUCUUGUUGAUGGCUCAUCAGAGACUGAAGGCCGCGUGGAAGUCCAAUACAACGGUGAAUGGGGAACUGUAUGUGAUGAUUACUGGGAUGACACUGAUGCUACAGUUGUUUGUCAGUUCCUUGGUCUUGGUUAUAUUGGUACUGCUUAUUCUGGUGCACACUUUGGAGAAGGUAGUGGAAGCAUCAUUCUUGAUGAUGUUCAGUGUGACGGAACAGAGUCUAGUAUCUUUGAUUGUCCUAAUAAUGGAGAAUUCAAUCACAACUGUGGUCACUAUGAGGAUGCAGGAGUUUCAUGCACUAUUGCACCUUCUGGAUCAAUCCGUCUUGUGGAUGGCUCAUCAGAGACUGAAGGCCGAGUGGAAGUCCAAUACAACGGUGAAUGGGGAACUGUAUGUGAUGAUUACUGGGAUGACACUGAUGCUACAGUUGUUUGUCAGUUCCUUGGUCUUGGUGAUAUUGGUACUGCUUAUUCUGGUGCACACUUUGGAGAAGGUAGUGGAAGCAUCAUUCUUGAUGAUGUUCAAUGUGACGGAACAGAGUCUAAUAUAUUUGAUUGUCCUAAUAAUGGAGAAUUCAAUCACAACUGUGGUCACUAUGAGGAUGCAGGAGUUUCAUGCAGCAACGCACCUUCUGGAUCAAUCCGUCUUGUUGAUGGCUUAUCAGAGACAGAAGGCCGAGUGGAAGUCUAUUACGGUGGAGAGUGGGGAACUGUAUGUGAUGAUUUGUGGGAUGAAACUGAUGCUACAGUAGUUUGUCAAAUCCUUGGUCUGGGUGAUUCAGGGAUUGCUCUUAGUUAUGCUGCCUUUGGAGAAGGUAGUGGAAGCAUCAUUCUUGACAAUGUUGAAUGUGACGGAACUGAAACAGAUCUCUUUGCUUGUCCUAGUAACGGUCCAAACAAUCACAACUGUGGUCACGGUGAAGAUGCAGGAGUUCAAUGCACCAGCGCAACUACAUCUUCACCUACUGAAUCGAUCCGUCUUGUUGAUGGCUCAUCAUAUUUUGAAGGCCGAGUAGAAGUCUAUUACAAUGGAGAGUGGGGAACUGUAUGUGAUGAUUCCUGGGAUAACACUGAUGCUACGGUGGUGUGUCGGAUCCUUGGUCUUGGUGAUGUUGGUAUGGUUGCCUACUUUGGAGAAGGUAGUGGAAGCAUCAUUCUUGACGAUGUUCAGUGUGAAGGAACUGAAACAAAUCUCUUUGAUUGUCCUAAUAAUGGACCAAAUAUUCACAACUGCGGUCAUUAUGAGGAUGUAGGAGUUUCAUGCAGCAAUACACCUUCUGGAUCAAUCCGUCUUGUGGGUGGCUCAUCUGAUACUGAAGGUCGUGUGGAAGUCAGAUACAAUGAAGAGUGGGGAACUGUAUGUGAUGAUUACUGGGAUGACACUGAUGCUACAGUUGUUUGCCAGUUCCUUGGUCUGGGUGAUAAUGGUACCGCUUAUUCUAGUGCCUAUUUUGGAGAAGGUAGUGGAAGCAUCAUACUUGAUGAUGUUCAAUGUGACGGAACAGAGUCUAAUAUAUUUGAUUGUCCUAACAAUGGAGAAUUCAAUCACAACUGUGGUCACUACGAGGAUGCAGGAGUGUCAUGCAGCAACACACCUUCUGGAUCGAUCCGUCUUGUCGGUGGAGCAUCAGAUACUGAAGGACGAGUGGAAGUCUAUUACAAUGGAGAGUGGGGAACUGUAUGUGAUGAUUUCUGGGAUGACACUGAUGCUACAGUGGUGUGUCAGAUCCUUGGUCUUGGUGAUUCAGGAACUGCACAAAGUAAUGCUGCCUUUGGAGAAGGUAGUGGAAGCAUCAUUCUGGACAACGUUCAAUGUGAUGGAACUGAGACAGAUCUCUUUGCCUGUCCUAGUAACGGUCCAAACAAUCACAACUGUGGUCACUAUGAGGAUGCAGGAGUUUCAUGCAGCAACACACCUUUUGGAUCUAUCCGUCUUGUGGAUGGCUCAUCAGAGACCGAAGGCCGAGUGGAAGUCCAAUACAACGGUGAAUGGGGAACUGUAUGUGAUGAUUACUGGGAUGACACUGAUGCUACAGUUGUUUGUCAGUUCCUUGGUCUGGGUAAUGUCGGUACUGUUGCCUACUUUGGAGAAGGAAGUGGCAGCAUCAUUCUUGAUGAUGUUGAGUGUGACGGAACUGAAAUAAAUCUCUUUGAUUGUCCUCAUAAUGGAGUAUUCAAUCACAACUGUGGUCAUUAUGAGGAUGCAGGAGUGUCAUGCAGCAACACACCUUCUGGAUCGGUCCGUCUUGUCGGUGGAACAUCAGAUACCGAAGGUCGAGUGGAAGUCUAUUACGGUGGAGAGUGGGGAACUGUAUGUGAUGAUUUGUGGGAUGAUACUGAUGCUACAGUAGUUUGUCAAAUCCUCGGCCUGGGUGAUUCCGGGGUUGCUCGUAGUUAUGCUGCCUUUGGAGAAGGUAGUGGAAGCAUCAUUCUUGACAACGUUGAGUGUGAAGGAACUGAAACAGAUCUAUUUGCUUGUCCUAAUAAUGGACCAAACGUUCACAACUGUGUGCAUGCUGAAGAUGCAGGAGUUUCAUGCAGCAACGCACCUUCUGGAUCGGUCCGUCUUGUGGGCGGUUCGUUGAAUACCGAAGGCCGCGUGGAAGUCCAAUACAACGGUGAAUGGGGAACUGUAUGUGAUGAUUACUGGGAUGACACUGAUGCAACAGUGGUGUGUCAGAUCCUUGGUCUGGGUGAUUCAGGGACUGCUUAUUCUAAUGCCCACUUUGGAGAAGGCAGUGGAAGCAUCAUUCUUGACGAUGUUGAGUGCGACGGAACUGAAACAAACAUCUUGGAUUGUCCUAAUAAUGGAGCAUUCGAUCACAAUUGUGUACAUGGUGAAGAUGCGGGAGUUUCAUGCAGCCCUGUAGCACCUGGUCUGUUGCUCUCCCAGGACUCAAUCCGUCUAGUUGGAGGAUCAUCAUUCAAUGAAGGCCGGGUAGAGGUCCGUUACCAAGGAGAGUGGGGAACAGUUUGUGAUGAUCUCUGGGACGAGCACGCUGCCCGGGUGGUCUGUCAAGCUCUUGGACUUGGAGAUGUGGCGAUUCCUUUUGGAAAUGCUAUGUUCGGGGAAGGGACCGGGAAGAUUAUCCUGGACAACGUCCAGUGUCGAGGGACUGAAGCCGAUCUCUUUGAGUGUCCCGGUAAUCAUCCACUCGUCCACGACUGUAACCACUUCGAGGAUGCUGGAGUCCACUGCUACAUUUCUGAUGACUGAUCUGACUUUUCCUGAUCGUAAGGCAGGAUGUCCAUUUCAAUUCGGUACUGACUUUGGAUUUGUUUCUUCUCAUUGGUAUAUCAUGAGUCAUCUCUCCUUUUUGCAUUUUUUUAGCAUGUAUUACUACAAGUGUAUUUAUUUAGGGUUUAAUUCAUACUUUCAAUUAAGUCAUUAGUAGAAACGAGACACACAUCGUUUGUAAUUUCCAUAGUCUUUGUUCAAGGACAACCUGAUUUCAGUGGACAAUAAUUGGUUUAACUGUUGAAUUUUGUAGUUGAAGAAGUUACCUUUUGACUAUCAAACUUUCUUAUCCCCAUAGUCUUCGUCCAGGGCCCAGUUGAAUAAAAGUUUGCUAUUAUGGUAACCACCAUGGUAACGCUGAUCAACAGCCAAUCAAAAUCAAGGAUUCCAUGCAAGUUACUAUUGCAUGAAAAGGUUACCAUAAUUGUCACUAUUGUAACUUUUGUGCAACGGGCCCAGGGACUACUUGGUUCCAGUAGACAGUGAGUUAACCUGUUGACUACGAAUUUCUGUAAUUCCCCUAACCCUUGUCAAGGGACUACUUGGUUCCAGGAAACAGUGAGUUAACCUGUUGAGUAUUAAAUUCUGUAAUUUACAGUCUUUGCCCACAGACCAGCUGGGUCCAUUAUGCCAUGGGUUAAUCGGGGGGGGGGGGCGUUUCAUCAAUAUUUUCGUCCGACAAGUUGUCAGAUCUGACAGCUUUCCUGGAUUCUGAU